Messenger RNA from Lactuca virosa, 2358 nucleotides. The record is from the annotation of a GenBank genome assembly. NCBI's taxonomy places the organism in Eukaryota, Viridiplantae, Streptophyta, Magnoliopsida, Asterales, Asteraceae.
CUACUCCCAAUAUAAAUAAACCACUGACCACUGGAGAAAGUCAGUGUGUGUUUGUUUUUUUUGAGAGUUUUUGCUACGCAGGAGAUGAUGAUGUUCGGUCAUUCUGGCACCGGAGGAGGUUUCCUCCCCGCAAAACUACAGGUUUUUCCGGUGGACUACGAGGCCGACGUUUCGCAACGCCUCCUUGAAGCUUCAUCCUGCAGCGAUCUCAAAUCGGCCUUUGACUGCAUUGACGAUCCCUACCUUGACGUCAACUUCGUCGGCGCUGUUUCCUUGAAGGUUCGUAUGGCGGAGGUUCAAUGUCGCGAUGAAUCGGAGAAUGUGGUGCGAUUUGAGUACCAGGAAGUCAAAACCGACGUUACUGCUUUGUUCGUCGCCGUUCAUACCGGAAAUGCGACACUCGUCAGAAAAUUACUGAGUCGUGGGGCUGAUGUGAAUCAGAAACUGUUUAGAGGGUUUUCAAUGACAGCGGCAGUGAGGGAGGGCCAUGUUGAGAUAUUUGAGAUGUUAAUGAAAGCCGGUGCUUCUCAGCCGUGUUGUGAGGAGGCUCUGUUAGAUGCCAGCUGUCAUGGAAGAGGUGGAAAGUUUAUUGAGUUGCUUAUGGCGUCUGAUUUUAUUAGACCACAUAUUGCUGUUCAUGCUCUUGUCACUGCAUGUUGCAGGGGGUUUGUAGAUGCUGUUGAUGAUCUCUUGAAGUGUGGGGUAGAUGUAAAUGCGUCUGCUAGAGUACUUCUUUGCUCAUCUAAGCCUUCUCUCCAUACAAAUAUCAACUGUACAGCCCUUGUCGCAGCUGUUGUUAGUAGACAGAUUGCUGUUGUUCGUCUCUUAUUGCAGGCUGGGGCCAAUACCAAUACCAUGGUCCAACUAGGAGCAUGGUCAUGGGACAUAACUUCAGGUGACGAAUUUAAGGUCGGCGCCGGCUUAGCAGAACCGUAUGAUAUCACUUGGUGUGCUGUCGAGUACUUCGAAUCUAGUGGUACCAUAUUACAAAUGUUACUCCAACACAUAUCUGUUGACACGUGUCACAAUUCUAGAACCCUCCUCCACCACGCCAUACUUUGUGGUAACACAGGAGCCGUCAAAACGUUAAUAAACCUCGGGUCUGACGUGGAAUCCCCUAUCAUAACCGCCAAACAAAACGAAACCCGACCCAUUCACAUGGUUACACGCCUCGGGUUUCCGUCAAUCCUUCUAGAACUUAUAUCCUCUGGGUGCGAUAUCAAUUCUAGAACCAAACACGACAAUGAAACCGCUCAAAUGAUAGCCGCCAAAUUCAAACAAGAAGAAUGUCUCCGAGUUUUGACCAAUGCCGGCGCUGAUCUUGGUUUAGUCAACUCAGCGGGUCAAUCGGCUGAGUCGAUAGCUGAGUCAACUCGGUGGUCGUUUACCUUUCAAAAAACGGUUUUAGACGUUAUAAGAUCCGGAACAUUACCUACAUCAAGUAAUCCAGCCGUCUUUUCGCCUCUAAUGUUUGUCGCACAUUCCGGAGACAUACACGCAUUAAAAGCGUUACUUGCACGACAAGAAACCAACCUCGACGAACAAGACAAGAACGGUUUUUCGGCGGUUAUGGUAACCGCAAAACGAGGUUACCUCGAAGCCUUCCGGAUCCUCGUAUACGCCGGAUGCGACGUGAAACUCACGAAUAAAUCCGGUGACACUGCGAUUUCUUUAUCGAAAAAUCACAAAAAUUACGAUAUGUUUGAAAAAGUAAUGGUCGAAUUUACCCUUGAGAAAGGUAACGAAAACGCAAGAGGGUUUUACCCUCUGCAUUACGCUGCACGUCACGGUGACGUGCAUGCGGUCAAACUGUUGGUCAACAGAGGGUACGAUGUAAACAUCCCUGAUGGGGAUGGUUACACCCCCCUCAUGUUGUCGGCACGAGAAGGGAAUGGACAGAUGUGUCGAUUCCUCAUCUCGUGUGGGUCCCUUUGUGAUUUCAAAAACUUGAAAGGAGAAACUGCGCUUUCUCUUGCGAGAAAGAAUAAAAAUGAUGACGUGGAAUCUGUGAUACUAGAUGAGCUGGCGAGGGUUUUAGUUGUUGGAGGUGGUGACGUGUUGAAAUAUACAAAAGGGGGUAGAGGGGUGGUGCAUAGGAAGACGUUGAGGAUGGUGAUUGGUGAAGGGGUUUUGAGGUGGGGGAGUUCGAGGUGUAGGAAUGUGAUUUGUAGGGAAGUUGAGGUGGGGCCUAGUGGUAGUUUUGAGAAGUGUAGGAAGAAGAAGGGGGAUGCUGACAUGGCAGGGGUUUUUAGGGUGGUGACUAUGAAGGGGAAAGAGGUGCAUUUUGUUUGUGAGGGUGGGGUUGAAAGGGCUGAGUUGUGGGUGAGGGGGAUAAGGCUUGUUAGAGGGAGGAUUUAG